This is a messenger RNA of Pogonomyrmex barbatus (red harvester ant), 4335 nucleotides long. RefSeq lists its product as uncharacterized. The record is from RefSeq and is a predicted model, not a curated record. Lineage: Eukaryota; Metazoa; Arthropoda; Insecta; Hymenoptera; Formicidae. Gene Ontology annotation, molecular function: epidermal growth factor receptor binding; receptor ligand activity. Gene Ontology annotation, biological process: epidermal growth factor receptor signaling pathway.
UUUUCCCUUCUAAGCGUUAGAAACUCGGUGAACCGUCGUACGUCUAACCGCGGACUACACGACAUCUUGGAGCGUGCGGCGGGACGAGUGAGUGCGCGAGCCGCCGUCAACAUCCGUCAACGUGUGUGAAGUGGCCUGGUGUGCAGUAGGGUGAAAAAGCCAGACACACAGUUCUCUAGUGUUGCUUGGUUGCGGGCGCGGGCGCGGGCGCCGCUCGGGGCCUCGCACCGUCUCCGUCCAACCAGUUUCGGCUCCGCGGCGCGUGCCCUUUCCCUCUUGCUUUCGUCGCGCGAGCGCCGACCGUUCGCUCCUGCUCGCUCGCUCGCUCUCGCCCAGCGGAGUUUUCACUACGGCGCGCGCGACAAACACGUACGCGCGGUGUGCGUGGAGAUACGCGAGAGGAACGACAGACGGACGCGACCGGCCCGUCGUAUAUCUGCCGGAGCGAAUCGGAGAAUCCCGGAGAUCGUGGAAAAAUUCCUAGAUAAUGGAGAGCUCCGCGGAUAUCGCGGACUGAGGUGAUCGGUCGUAAUUUCUUUUUUUUUUUUUCUUUCUUUUUUUUUCCCUUUUUUCCCUCGUUACACACAUCUUUACGGAGAAGUGGUGGAAGUGUUCUAAACGGAAGGAGGAGCAAGCGAGAGGCAGCGAGAGAGAAGAAGAGAGAGAGAGAGAGAGAGAGAACGAGAAGAAAAAGAAUAACAGAUUAGGUUAGGCUAAACUCACAUCCUUUCCCCUCCUCCCUCCACUCCUGCGCUGCGGCACCAGACGCUCUGUCUCACUUCGAUGUGCACGCCCGCUUCCGUCUGACUUACGCACGCCUAGAGGGGGGGGGACGAGGACGGCAUGAUAGAGAGAGAAAAGAAGGAACUGAGGAAAGAGAGUGUGGACAGUGCGAGAUUAGAGGAUCCGAGGGAAAACGGCAGAAAAACACAAAUGCCGAUCGCCGAUGGAACUCUGGUCUCUGAAUCGACGGCGGCGACUCACCACGCAUCUCUCGCAACUGUCAUGUUACGUUUCGUCGAUAGACUUUCAGGGAAGCGGCGGCACGUGCGCCGGAGUUCAGGCCCAGGUGGUGCCGUCCAUGCUGCCGAGGAAACGCAAGAAGGAAAGGUCAACGAUAGAGGAUGCGAGACGGACGGGAUACUAAUCGAGGAGAUUAGCUCGUCGGUGGCAAAGAGCAAAGCUUUCUGUGACGACAGCGGCGACACUCGCCACUAUCGUUCGCCACAACCUUAUUUCCACCAUCUUCGUUACCGUAGUCAUCGUCAUCCGUCGUCACAUCGACGGUAUCAUCAUCGAAGGGACGACGCGAAUAACAACAGCGAUAGCGGCGAUGAUCAGAUGGACGAGAGUGACGUGAAUGACGACGAUGACGAACGCGACAACGACGAGGAUGGUGACGAUAACGACGAUGGCAGCAACGGCAACAAUGACGGCGAUAACGACAACGACGAAAGCGACGGUAACGACGACAACGACGAUGACAACGACGAUGACGAUAACAACGACAGCAAGAUGUGUCUCAAGCGUCUCCAUCCUCGCCUUCAUCGAUUUUACGAUCAACGAUCUUGCAGAAACGGCGACGUCGACGCCGAAGUCAACGUCGAUCAUAUUGAAGUCCAUCGAACCGAGACGACGACUGUUCAUCCUCUCGUACGAACCUCGCCUAUCACAACCACCGCCGCUACCACCGUCGCUAACUCGUCUGUCGUCACUGCCAUGGCGAGAGGAUGCAAAAUUCCACCAUACAUUACGACUAUACUAUUUCUCUCCUACACCCUCUUCGGCAUAGCAGAUGCUUGCUCGUCGCGUUCAACCCCGAAACCAAGGCCGCCAGCGUCGACGGAUCGGCCGAAUGUCACAUUCCACAUGUACACGUGUCCACAGGAUUAUGCAGAAUGGUACUGCUUGAACGGUGCCACGUGUUUUACCGUAAAAAUUGUCGACUCCCUUCUAUACAAUUGUUUAUGCGCCCAUGGAUUUAUCGGGCAAAGAUGCGAGUUUAAAGAUUUGGAUGGUUCCUACUUACCCUCACGGCAACGAGUAAUGUUGGAGACAGCCAGCAUCGCCGGCGGUGCCACAAUAGCAGUAUUCCUUGUUGUUAUCAUUUGUAUAACAGCUUACAUUCAUUGUAAACGAAAACAGAAGGAAUUACGGUCGAGCAAUAACUGCGUCGACACGGUAGAUGGUCCUGGCCGAGAUCCGGAGUUGAGGCCGUUUAGCAACCGCAGCCGUUCUCUUAUGAGCUUCAUGGCCAAGAAUUCUAACAACUCGGCGACAAUAGAGCAAACAAGAAUGCCCAAUUGGAAUUGUCCAGAAGAAUCGAUGAAGAUGGCAUCCAUCAGCGAAAACAAGUAUUCGAGCCAAUAACGAAUCAUGUGACAAUGAUUCGUUAUCGAUGACAUUUUUCGAAAUCUACGAAAGAUCGUCGAAUCAACUACUUGUAGCUGAAGGUUCGAGAUAUCUUGAACAGCGGCCUUUAGUAAUCUUUAUUAUUAGCGAACUUGUUGGGAAUAUUCCAACUAUUAUUUGAUUCAGCGAAUGAUCGAUCAUCUUAACGCGAUAUUGAAAAAAUAAAGCGAAUAUCAAAUAUAAUAUUAAUGAUUUCUGAGCUGAUGACAUGUAUCGACACGACAAUGUCGGCUUCCUUUGACUAUUAUAUCGUUACGUCGAGACAUUCCCAUAUUGUCGCACUCGUAUUCUCCGUUUCAUCGAAGGGUUUGUUAGACGCUCGUAUGAUCUUUAUAAUAAAUCAUCCAUGAAGAAUAAAUCUUUCGUCCAAGAUUUAAAAACGGAAAAAACUUUGCAUGAAUAAUGUGAUAUUCGAAAAUGAAAUAUUAUUUCCGUAGAUUCUUCUGUGAAAGUGACAGAUUCGUGACCAUUGAAUGUUGUUUUACGCAAACAUUUGUAUAGUAUCGUGUCUUAUUGUCAUCACUCAUUAUCAACGAAGGAAAAAAAAUGAUGGACUCAACAGUUGCAAAAGUAGUGCCUUUCUACUCUUGUUUGUAAGAAAGCAAAUAAUUAUGAUAUAUCUGAUCAAGAAAGAUCAAAUAGGAAAAAAGAAAGAGAAGGAAAGCGAAAGAGAAAAAGAGAAAACCACCGUCUAUUUCUUUCACUAAAAUUCGCGACGAGCGUCGUCCAAUUGCUAAUCGUGUUACGAGCGCAGGACGCUGAUACACGCUAGUGACGAAAUCUACUUGUAAAACACGAAAUUAAUAGCAGUAAAGCGCUAAUAGUAAACAAGGUAAAACCUUUGAUCCUUGGUACGCGUGCUAUUCAUUCCUAAUCCUAUUUUGCCUCAAUCCUAAUUUUGUUUGUUAUUCAUGAAAGACUUUAAUCUGGUAUACUUCCAGAUUUAUAUGAUAAACGUAAAUGCGUUCUAUGAUAUCUCACGUUCUCGUCGCAAAAGUCUAGUACAUAGCGAUAUAUAUAUUUAUCGACUUACAUUCUACUUUUAUUAAGUCCUUCCAAAGAAUGUUCGUGAACGCGAUUGAUCGUACCAUUAGUAUCAAAGGAUUAAUGAACAUAUGUGUCUUAUAUAGAAAUAUCUAAGAUUUAAAUUUAGAUUAAAUCCGAUGUCUUACCAGAAAACAAUAGUUCCCUAAACACAUAUGCAUAUACAUUUUGCCGCUAAAAAUAGAGAUGCUAUUUAUUACUAAUUGGUUGAAAAGUCUAUUGACGUCAGAUCGCCAUCCGGCGUUAUACUGUUAUAUAUUGACAAAUAUUUUCUCAAGACGUUUUGCCCUUAUAACGAAAUAUCAUUUACCAAAUCUUAGGCAUACAAAAAUGACGUACUUCUAGUGAAUCGGUUUUUGUGUUCCCAUGUCUGUAACCAAGCAGUAAAAAUUGAAAACAGAAUUAAAAGCGGCGCUAUUAUUAUAAAAUAGAGCGACAAACACGGUAGAAUAAUAAAUUGAAUAAUUUUGUGAAUGCAAAUCAUAAUUUGCUUAAUUUCACGAUAGAAAAACUUAAUAAUUUAUUUCAUCUAUUUAGAUGCAAGAAAAUUCAAUAUGGAAUUCAAGGAAUUUCUGACACUUCUAUUUAUCUCGUUUCCAAAACAAUGAAAUCAUUGCUGAAUGAUAUAGACAUAUAUCAUUUUAGAUGUUAAUUUCGAUUAAUUUCCUAUUAAUAUUCAUAUCAUGUAGGAAAUGAAGGAGUAACAUGCUAAAAUUGUUGAAUUGUUUGGGAAAUAAAAAAUGAGAAAAACGCUAUAUUAUCUAAUCUCAAAUUAUAUUGAUCAUGCAUUGUUCUCUCUUGUUUUGUUACUUAUUUAUUUAGAUAAAAGGCUUAGUGUCUGAUCUCAUACGCAAUUAUAACCAAAUUUAUGAUUUCGCU